AUGAACGUUCAGCCCACUUCUGCCAAGCUCACCGAGCUCUGCCUCAAGCUAUACGAUGCCCCUUUAUCGGAAAUAGCGAGCUGCUCAAUAUUGCAAGAUAUCGGUCUCGACAAGUCGCUGUUUCUCAAGUCGAUUCCUCAGCCGUCCGUGGCAUCACACCGACCCCUUCAUCUGCUAUAUACCACCCUGUCACAACAACAAGGACAAUGGCCCGUGUUUGACCUAAUCAAGUGUCACGCAAGGCUUGUCCAAUACUUGCCCGAGUCGAGCAAAAAUGGCUCCAACAAGGAGCAAGAAUGGCUCGUAGACGCAACUGGCAAGCUUGUCAAGGAGUCAUACAAGGCAUUCUCGGAUUUCCUCCACCACGAUCAACGCCCAGCACUGCGCGGCACGACUGCAGACACCUUCAUCACGCACAAGGGGCUUAGCGAUUUCGUACACAAGCUCCGCCUGCCAGUCGAACCUCAAAAAAAGAAGCCCACUGUUGCCGUGGCCCUACCCAACGGCCCACUGAUGGCCGCAACGUGCAUCGCAGUCACCAAUUACUAUACGCUGGCGCCCAUCAAUCCGGCUGCAGGCGCUGAGCAGUUCAGAUCCGAUGUGAAGCAGUCUGGGGCGAGCUUUGUCCUCACGACAACCGGAGAGUACACAAAAUUGGAAAUCGGGGAGUGGGCCGCAAAGGAUGGUGUCAAGGUGUUUGUGGUGGAAUGGGAUGGCCGCGACGGCAUCGAGCUGCAAACAACCUCCGGUCGACCACUCUCAUGCAAGGCAGCUCAUCGCAAGCCCAACCGGGCUGAUGACAUUGGCUUGGUCCUCUUCACCAGUGGUACAUCAGGCUCGAAAAAGGUUGUGCCUCUGAAGACGCACUCCAUUAUUGCCGGCAUUGUGUUCGUGAUGGAGUCAUGGGGACUCACCGACAAAGAUGUUUGCUUAAACAUGAUGCCGCUCUACCAUGUUGGUGGCCUGGUACGCAAUAUCUUUGCCCCAAUGUUCUCUGCAGGAGCCACUGUCUGUUGCUCAGCAUUUGACCCGAGCACAUUCUGGGAUGUAGCAGAGGAGCUCCAGCCAACCUGGUACUAUGCUUCGCCCUCUAUGCAUUCACUCAUCCUGGCCGAGGGGUCUUCAAGGCCGGAGGCUUUGAAGAAGAGUCGGAUCAGAUUGGCGUGCAACGCUGCUGGCGGCCUGUUGCCUUCGCUGGCAUGCCAGCUUCGUGACACAUUCAAGUGUGUCGUGCUGCCCAGUUAUGGCAUGACCGAGUGCAUGCCCAUUUCUACUCCACCUCUCAGCUACGUGCUCGACCGCGAAGGCACGUCAGGGAUCAGCACGGGCCCAGACCUCGCAAUCCUGGACUGGUCCGACAAGAUGGAGGCACCUGAAAAGGUUGGCAGAAUCUGUGUUCGCGGCGAGCCUGUAUUCCCCGGGUACCUGAGGCCAGAUGGCAGCCUGGAUAAGUCUCCUUUCAAUGCUUCAGGCUGGUUCGAUACUGGCGACCUGGGCUAUAUGGACCAGGAUGGAUACCUCUACAUCACAGGCCGAAGCAAGGAGGUCAUCAACAGGGGCGGUGAACUUAUCUCUCCUUUUGAAGUUGAGAAUGCCAUUAUGGCCGCUUCCAUGUCGCCGGACAGCCCCAUCAGUGGACGGAUCACUCAAUGUCUUGCCUUCUCUGCUAGUCACGGCGUCCUUCAGGAAGUUGUGGCUGUGGCACUCGUCACCCCCCCCAACACACCACGCGUCGACCUGAAGACACUGCAGCAGGCUUUGAAGGCAUCUCUUCAGCAGGCAAAAUGGCCUGUCCUCAUCACUUACAUGAACGACGUGCCCAAGAAGAACAACAAGGUGCUUCGUAUCAAAUUGGGUCAGAGGCUUGGUCUCCCUGAGCUUGACGAUGAGAUGCCCAUGUCCCGGCGUCACUGGGAAGCCAACUGUCCGCCAAUGGACACUGCCUUGACAGUGAACAUCCGUUCCUCUGUUUGUCGCCUUGACAUCCAGGCGGUUUCCGCAGCGCUGGAUGGACUUGUGCCCGCCGAGUUGCGCCACCACUACUCGACGACCUUCACUGCUGGCAAUAUCACCCUCUUCGUCGCCCCUCGCCGAUCGGGCCAACCGGAGGCGGAUCCAUCGCUGGCCGAUGAGCUCAAGACCAAUUUAGCUCGGCUCCUUCACAACUAUCUGGUUCCCGAUCAUGUCUACCUCAUGCCCCGCCCCUUUGAGACCGAUGCCGAUGGCGCCAUUGACCCAGUUUCCCUGCGCAAGAGGUUCAACGAGCUCCAGGCGGCCGCCAUGAAGCACCUGGAUGGCUCUACUGAAGGCCGGGUCACCAAGGUAUUCGCCGAGGUCUUGUCAUGCCAGCCUGACGACAUCGCCCACAACGUUGACUUCUUCGGCCUCGGAGGAGACUCGCUUCGUGCGGGAAAGCUGGUUUCGUUGUUGCGCAGCACGUUCAAGACCCCUAUUUCUAUCAGCCUGGUGUUCAGCCACGGGACUGUCAAGGCCAUUGCUGCGCACAUUGACGCAGCCAACUCUUCAGCAGCGGGCCCUGGCGAGGACAAGAUUUACGGUUGCACAGAAACCAGGAGCUCCCGCAACCCCUUCUUGAUGCUGUUGCAGCUCGUGCCCUUGGCUAUCAUCUACCCAAUGAGACGGGCUUGGCAGUGGACUGCGUUCAUCGUCUUCCUGACUUUCACCCAGACUUGGGCGACCAACUCGUCCGUUGUUGGACGGCUGCUCAACCUCGUAAUCUCCAUCCUCUUUGCGCGCGUCCUCAUACGGUGCAUUGCCCCUUGGGUGGGCAUUCUCGCCAAAUGGAUCAUCAUCGGUCGCUAUCGCCCAGGGCUCUAUCCCAUGUGGGGAUCAUACCAUACGCGCUGGUGGCUAGUCGAGAAGAUUGUGAGCAUCUGUGGCAAAGGCUUCUUCAGUGCUACUGAGGCGUCACAGAGAACAUACUGUCGUCUGAUGGGUGCGCGUAUCGGCAAGGGUGUCAAGCUCUCAGGUGUUUCCAUGGGUGAGUGGGACUUGAUCGACAUCCGCGAUGGUGCCACCUUGACACGCUGCAUGUGCCGGCCUUUCGCAGCGGAGGGCAACGCAUCCAUGUACUUGGGACGCAUCAUGGUGGGAGAGAACUGCUCCGUUGGCGUAUCGUCGAUCCUAGCCGCUGGCUCUGUCAUUCCUCCCAACACCUGCAUUGGCCCCAACUCAUCGAGCUGGGAGCUUGAUGACGCCGACGAAGUCAACCGUGGCCUCUCUGCCAAUGCGGGUCCAAAGCCCCAUUGGCCUCUCACUAUUCUCUUCACAGCCCCGAUCGGUCUUCUUGUUUGGUUCACCUCGCUACUCCCGUGGCUCGGUGGUCUGGUGGGCAUGGUCAUCAAACAACCGCUGGAUCACCACGCCCCUCUUCUUGCCAUUCUGGAUUGGUUCACCCAUCCUGAACGAGUCGGCUUUCACUACCUGGCGCUCGUACUGAGAACCCUGUUUGCGCCUUACAUUGUUUUCGGACUCACUGUUUUGAUCCGUCUCGCCCUGCAGCUCAUGUUUGGAGAGCUGAAACCUGGUCCCCGCGGUGUAGUUGACACUUGGCGAUCCGCUCUCAUCAAGACAUUGCUUCCUGUAUCGCGUCUUCACGCAAUGACGUCCAUGUUCGGUCAGCAUUAUGAAGCUACAUCUGUGGCGAUUCGUAUGCUUGGAGGCAAGGUCGGCCAGCGAGUGUACUGGCCUGGCACGGGACCUGGCAUUGGCGACUACCACCUCAUCGACAUUGGCAACGACGUGGUCUUCGGUUCCCGGUCUCACCUGGUCACCACAGACGCCUUCGGCUCCGAAAAGAUCACCAUUGGUGAUCGUGCGAUGAUUGCGGAUAGGGUCUGUCUACUCCCCGGUGUCGAGAUUGGGGAGCGCACAACCAUGGGCUCUGGAGCCAUGACCAGCCGAGGCAAGACCUACAAUUCCGAGGGUGUCUAUGUUGGCAACAAGGGUGGAGACGCUGUGUGUCUCUCGACGGGCAUCGACCAGAAGCUGUCUGAGAAGCCGUACAGGACCAUGCGCUCAUCGCGCAAUGGCAGUGAAGUGACCCUCACGGAAGCAGAGAAUGGUCAAAACUACGAUACCCGCUCACGCUUGCAACACAUGAGCAGCGACGACACGCUGGGGGACACUCGAGAGGCUGCUGCCAAUGGUAAAGUGAAGGAAACUUUCCACAGUGGCUCGCAGACACCCACAUCGCCCACGUUUGAGACUGACUUCCCUUCGGGAUCGUCAGACGACCAGGAAUCUGCCUCUCCAUUUGGAAGAGCCUUCUACAUGGGCCAGGCAUCUUAUCGCGUCUUUGGCCCGUUUUUCAUCUUCUGCUACUCCUCGUUCCUGACAGUCUUCACAGCCUUCUACUGGAACGUUCCCAACAUCUCCUCUAUUCAGAUUGUGGACGUAAUCAUUCAGCACUUUGUCCCCAAGGGCAUCAACAUGUGGUGGGACGUACUGGCACUCUUCCUUCUUACCUGGGUCGUCAUCGCCAUCCUCACUACACUGCAGGCAAUUCUGGCCCUGGCCAUUGUCAUCAGCGCCAAAUGGAUUCUACUCGGACGCAGGCAGCCAGGCAACUAUGACUGGGACAAGUCACCGUACUGCCAGCGUUGGCAGCUGUUCCUCAACAUCGAGAAGCUGCGACGCACAUGCUACCGUGGCCAUGGUAUCCUGGGCAUGCUCACCGGCACGCACUGGAUUGUCAUGUACUUCAAGAUGCUCGGAGCGGACAUUGGCGACGAUUGCGCACUGUUUGCCAACGGGAGGCCCAGCCUCAUGUUCACUGAACCGGACCUCAUCAAGCUGGGGAACCGUGUCGUCGUGGACGACGCAAGCGUUGUCGCUCACAUCAACACCCGAGGCAAGUUUGACCUGAACCGCCUCGAAAUUGGCGACAGGUGUGUCAUGCGCAGUGGGAGCCGCUUGCUCAGCGGUGCGGCCAUGAGAGACGACAGCUGCCUGCUUGAGCACACGCUCAUCAUGGGCGGUGAUGUGGUGGAAGAACGCUGGACUAUGCAGGGCUGGCCUGCGGAGAGAUAUACUGGAGAGAGGCUUGCGACCUCCUAG
Molecule: messenger RNA, 5079 nt
Organism: Emericellopsis cladophorae
Lineage: Eukaryota; Fungi; Ascomycota; Sordariomycetes; Hypocreales; Bionectriaceae
Product: putative peroxisomal-coenzyme A synthetase-like protein
Exons: 2
Coding region: 1-5079 (1692 amino acids)
Biological process (GO): fatty acid metabolic process
Molecular function (GO): phosphopantetheine binding; medium-chain fatty acid-CoA ligase activity
Source: RefSeq, a predicted model, not a curated record